AUAAUCCUCCUCCCGAGGUAAACGAUUGGUUGCAAAAAUUCAAGCGAUGGACUCCCGUCGAACGGCUGGUUGCAGUAGAUCUGCUGAUUGAACAUUGCGACCCGACCCAGGUGCGACAGACGAUGAAGGUUAUCGAACCCCAAUUCCAGCGAGAUUUUUCACUUCUAUUGAAGGAGCUCACACUUCAAGUGCUGUCUUACCUGGAACCAAAAGAUCUUCUCCGUGCGGCUCAAACUUGUCGCAAUUGGUGUUUCCUAGCCGAAAAACGAAAGGAAGCUGUCAACAUGAUGAAAGCGAUGGGAGGUAACCGCCUGAAACGGGGCCGUGCCGGCAAUUUGCCUUCUAUUUCGUCUCAAUGGAAAGCGGCGUACAUGCGACAACACAUCAUGGAGUUGAAGUGGCGCUCGAGACCUAUUCGUACGGCUAUGGUACUAAAAGGUCACGACGACCACGUUAUCACGUGCCUUCAGUUCUGCAGGUUCCGACAACAAUACACUGAAUUAUUUAAAAUCGAAGAUCAGGCGUUGAUUAUGCCGCUACUGACUAGUGACGAAAUUAUCGACUUCUCGAAAGAUCGUGCCAUGUUAAUACGUGCCCAUGAGUCGAUUGCUUUGGACGCCUAUCAAGAAACCGUAUUCGUCAGGACCGUAAUGUUUGACGACUCCGCGAUAGUAUGCACGUGCGCAUGCAUCACAAAAAGGAUCGAUACGCAUGCUAAAAUCAACUCGAUUAUGCCAUCUAGGUAUUAAUCAAAUCGGACAUCAUCCAACAAAUUUUCGAUUGCGAUGGUUGUUGAAUCGAGUGCCCCUCCAGCACCCUUUUCAUCCAAAUAUGCCAAACACUGUCUGCCUCGAUUACUCACCAUUCAUUACCAAACCAAAGGAUGCUGUGAAAACAGAAAUGCCAAAUACAUGUCAUUUGCUAUCGACACCGGUCUAAAGUGGACACUGCGUUAAAUACUUUCUAAUACUGGAAACGAAAUCCUUAACAGUGUCCAAGGUUUCCAUUAUUUGCUGAUUAUGCUCUCAUCGUUGAUACAAGGUACGCUGAUGAUUGCCUAUACAAUGAAGUAGUUUAUCAAGACAUUUUGUAAAGAAGAAUAUGUACACAGCAAAAAAAAUCUUGUGAUAUCACAUCAAAAUCGCUGCACAUCGCUCUUUAGAUAGAGUAGUGUGAUAUUACACGAUUGCAUGGUAUGUGGAACGACGUAAGCAAAAUGAUGUAAUGAAAAGUAUGUGUUCAAGAAUGAUGCAUUGUACUCGAUGUUAUGGCGAACGAUGUGAUGACGAACGACAUAAUGUCGAAUGAUGUAAUGGCAAAUGACGUAACGGCCAACGAUGUAAUGGCGAACGAUGUAAAUGGGAACAACGUAUAGCCAGUUGCGGAAUAAACGCAGAAUAAAAUUUUGCUCCAAAAACACUUGAUAAGGUCUUUUGUAAUUUUGUCAAAUCUCAUUAUUUUUGGAUGAAAAUUUCGCACCCUAAAGCUUCAAUAUAUUAUUAUAUGCGCCAUUAAAAUCGUUUGAUUCAUACAAGAAGUAACCUAUCAAAUUUGGCUCGCAUAAAAACAAUAUACGAAUAAUAAACUGGCGAUUUUUAAUCCAAUCAUAUUGAGUUUUGAAAAAGCUACAGAUCAUAUCAAGCAUUUCUGUGGCCAAUGUGUUAUCCGGCGUUAAUUUCGCCUCUGAAUGAAAUAGACAAGUCGCUCCAAAAGUAUAAAAUGCGGUGUGAUAUGAAAAACUUGUCAGCUAUAUCUUACAUUAAAGCUAGUAUAUUUUUAUAAAUUUGGUAUGUUCGACGAAUCCAUAACAGAGAGUGGCAAAUCGCUAACUUUAUCAUGCGACGAUUCAAGAAUCGUUGCUGGGCUUGAGAAGCGCUUAAAACUAAUUUUGGGGCCAUUUGACCACAUUCCAGUGAAUCCAGGAUAUGGUCCCAGAGGGUGACUUUUUGUUCGGCUCAUUUUAUUCUGGCUCAU
This is a messenger RNA of Topomyia yanbarensis, 1974 nucleotides long. Its product is annotated as F-box/WD repeat-containing protein 7-like. Gene Ontology annotation, molecular function: protein binding. The coding region runs from base 123 to 749 and encodes 208 amino acids. The record is from RefSeq and is a predicted model, not a curated record. NCBI's taxonomy places the organism in Eukaryota, Metazoa, Arthropoda, Insecta, Diptera, Culicidae. The transcript is spliced from 3 exons.